This is a messenger RNA of Hypomesus transpacificus, 2452 nucleotides long. RefSeq names its product fibrinogen like 1B (gene fgl1b). The coding region runs from base 121 to 1167 and encodes 348 amino acids. The transcript is spliced from 9 exons. The record is from RefSeq and is a predicted model, not a curated record. Lineage: Eukaryota; Metazoa; Chordata; Actinopteri; Osmeriformes; Osmeridae.
GAGCCUAUAAAUAUGAAGUAAAAACACCACCAGAGAACAUACCGCACCUGAACAGACCGAGCAAAUCAUUACAGGAUCUUGUUAAAUAAAGAUGUCUCAACAGACACCUAUCUGACAACCAUGUCGUUGCUACUUUUGGUACUGUUUUGCCAAGUCAUGGCCUCUGCGGAUUUCUUUACACAGGGCCCCUGUGAGCUGGAGCUGGAGGAGCUGAGGCGAAGCGUUCGGAGUUUGGAGAACACGCUGUUGAUUGGUGCCUGGAAAAUCGACCACAUGCGUAGACACAAGCUCUUCGGCCUUCCACAUCCCAGCAUGCAUCAGCCUGACCCAGCUCCUGACUCAGAGCCCAAAACAAACCGACACCGCAACACGACAGAAGACUUCAUAAGAGGACCACAAAGCCCACAUCUCACAGCAGGAAACCUCAUCGUCCAUGAUAAAGACUGCUCCGAGCUGUAUGACAGACUAAGGCCUGUCAGCGGCUUCUACAGGAUACGACCCAGAGCGACCCUGGAGCCGUUCCUGGCCUACUGCGACAUGGAGGACGGUGGCGGCUGGACGGUCAUUCAGCGGAGACGCCGCGGGAGGGUCAACUUCAACCGAGACUGGGUUGACUACAGGGACGGCUUUGGAGAGUUUAAGCUGUGGAACGAUGAGUUCUGGCUGGGGAACGAACUCAUCCACUCUCUGCUGGAGGAAGGUGAGAACCUGAUGAAGAUAGACCUGACAGACUGGACUGGAGAGAAGAGCCACUCCACGUACAACAACUUCAGGGUCGCCGACGAAAAGGAUAAGUACCGCCUAUCCUUCGGUCAGUACAGUGGGCGUGCGGGUGACGCCCUAAGCGGGGGCUCGAACAUGAUGGAGCAGUGGUCUGCCUCCCAGGGUGGAAUGUACUUCAGCACCAGGGACCAGGACAAUGACCGCUUCCUGCAAGGCAGCUGUGCCCAGGAGAAUCAGGGGGGCUGGUGGUAUAACAGGUGUCAUGCUGCCAACCUGAAUGGAAAGUUCUACCGGGGAGGGGAAUACAAGGCUAAGUUUGACAAUGGCGUGGUGUGGGGGACGUGGAAGGGCCUCUGGUAUUCCCUCAGACACACCACCAUGAAGGUGAGGCCCCGGCUCUUCCUGGACAGCAGCCUGGGCAGUGGAGCAGGGCCGGACGGAUAGCUCCAGCAGGAAAGUCAGAGGCUUCACCCUUGUUUUAGGCCCCAGUAGAUGAAGGGGCUGUUUCAGCUAGACAAAUUUAUAUGUGUAAUAGUGAAAAAGUGGAAAGACUUAGAGCCAAUCAAUUGAUAUCAUAAUGACUUAAAUUCAUUUGUAUCAUUGUAUCUUCAUCUUACAUUGUUUACACAUCGUGUUCAUAUAUUCCAUUACUUUUUGUUCAAAUAACAACAGAUAAGUUGGCAUGCUAAAAUAAUAAAUGUGCAUUAAAAACACAAAGGUCUCCCUGAUGUUUCCCAAAUUGCAACUAGAACAGUAUGCCUCAUGCAGUACCAGUCAAAAGUUUGGACACAUUGUCCAAACUUUUGAUUGGUACUGUACACUCAAACAAAUGGACAUGUUACAUCAGGUAGAUUGUUUUUUCAUACAUAAAAUACUGAGAGAGGCACACACUUCAUGGCGUUAUUUUUCUGCUUCACAAAAACUCUCUGCCUCAACCGCCCCCUCAAACAAAUACCAACACUGUAUCUCACCCAACUUGAGACUUGUGCCUCGACAUCGAUGUCAGACAACUGCAUAGUGUCUAUCGUUCCCCUUGACAGAGAGUGAGGACAGAGUCAUGGGUGGAGGCAGCGUUGGUUAGUCACUUAGCCCUAGUGUUGUAUCAUGUGUGUGCCAGUUUCCCUGGCCUUUCACGAGACCGUCCUGUUCAAUGUUGGUGAGUGUGACUGAAUGUGCUUGGUAUAAAUGUUUGAUUUCAAUGUUUGAUUUCAAUCAAUUGACAGUCUCAAGAGCCUUCCACCGAAACCUUAUAAAGUAUAUUUUGAGAUGAUAAGGAAGAGGCAUUUUCUUUUGAGAUGAGCAAUAGUUGUCUUUGGAAUAGUCACAUUCAAGUGGUCCCUGGAAACAAGACACUUACAAAACAACAGGACAAUUGACACAUUUUACAGUGUAAGACAUUGACAUUGGUUCCCUUGAAACAUUAUGCAAAUGGUGACAUUAUGGCUGCUUCUCAUUCUUUUCCUUAUCUGCUACUAGGUCCAGUAGCAGAUAGGGAGAAAAAUCAUUGAUACUAGAUUGAUGUUGUCACAAAACACUGUCGAAUGACAACAUUAUAGAAGUACAGACUCUUGUACUCUUGAUAUGUAAAAAAUACUCGAUAUAAAAAGCAUACAAAACAAUCACUUGACGACGUGUGAUAGUUGAAGAUGUCUACGGAAAUAGACGCCCCAAAGUCUUGAGAUUGUUUGAGCAGUUAUCCCUCCCUCCCUCCCCUCCCCUCCCCUCCCCU